AUGGGGACCAUAGGGCAGCCAAGCAGUGGACUCAUCAGGACAUUCAGUGAUGAACUCCAAGAAAGAGGCUCGACAAACCCCCUUGGGCGCGGCCUCGCGGCGAAGGUCGCUCUUGAUAGACAUCACGAGGAGUUUCUGACACAACAGUGGGACAUUCUCCUCUCUGAUGCUCGAGAACUUCCCAACACACUUUUACAGGAUGACCAUGUGGUCCUUCUUGAUCAAAGCCGGAGACUGUAUGCGGCUUGGAUCAAAUUCAGAAAAAGCCUGCCUCAGUACCAGGACAUGGAAGUGGAUUUGUCACAGCGUCCCGAUAUCAAAUGCCUCAUAGACACAGUGUCGAAGGCUGCCUCAACUUGGCAGGAAGACCGGGAACGAUCCAAAAGCGGGAGACUAAAAGAAAAGUUCUCUAAACUUUGUGAAAACUGCCAAAAUCAUAGCAAGCUGCUCUCUGUGAUUCCAAGUCAGGACAAGUAUAUAAGCUUGCUCACGGGAUCGCUGUCAGCCAUUGCUCAGGCAUCCAUCAAUCACAAGAAUAUCGCGGAAGGCGUGGUAAAAGGGCUGGACGAACUGAGCAAGGAUAUCGAAUUCUGGAAUCGCCAGAUGGAGGAGCAUGGUGACAUUAAGAUGUUGCGUCAGUAUAUUCAGGAGCUAUACGUAGUGGUUUUUGAAGCCUUCACGGACAUCUUUACAAGUUGGUCAAAGAGCAGCUGGAAACGUUUCCUGACAAGUUUUGACGAAGGUGCAUUUACCAAACUAUUUACUGCAAGACGAGGAAGGAUUGAGGCAAUAGAGAGACGUAUUCAGCAAGAAAUCACCCUCGCCUUUCAGCGGAAGACAAGGAUGUCCUUACAAAAGCUGGUUGCUGACCAGGAAAAGUUACUGGCACUCGUCCCACAAGAGUUGGAACAACAACGAUACUUGCUUGGUGCCUCCAUUCAAAAGUUCCUUGAAGAGCAGCUACAGAGUGCUCAACCUUUAUCUCGACCAUCAUCCACGCUUGUUCUUAGCUCUAGUAGUCAGGCUCAACAGUUACUCAUAACAGAACCUGAUGCUCUACCCCAGGAAGAUAACACCAGCCCAAUGACGCUUUAUGAUUAUGAUCGAGCUGAGGUUGCUUCUGUGAUACAUGAGUAUGUCGACCUAUUCAAGCUUGAACUACGUGAACUUGUAAACUUGUCAUCUUAUGCACCACAUCUUCUGGUUGAGCGACAGGUACAUCGACAAUUGACCUUUUGGCUACAAGACUUUAGCUCCAGAAAUCUUUGGAUUCAAGGCCCGCAUGGUGUUACAAAGCCAAGUCAGAACUCCAUGACUGCUGUUUCCAUUGUUGCCCUGUCGCACGAGAACAAUAUUCCUACCGUUUCUUACUUUUGCUCUCUUAGCUACGAUAAUAAUCCCCAGCUGACAAGACGUGACGCGCUGAGGUCAAUGCUUACCUCCAUCAUUGCGCAGUUUGUGCUUUUUCUACCAGCUCGAGGAUCAACAUCCAUGAACCUUUCACCUGCUCGUUUCUCAUCAAUAGCCCAAAACACCCCCAGCAUCGAUGUGUUGCUCCAGUUGAUUCGUGACUUGCGAAAGGCUGGCCCGCGAUAUUUGCACUGCGUCAUUGAUAGCAUACAAAUCCUGGAAGAGCGGUCAGAUCCAGUAUACACGAAAGAUCUAUUGUUGACGAUUGCCACGUUCUGUGAUCUUGCGUACGAUGCCCCUCCUCAAAACCACGAAGACAAUGAUAAUGAAGCCUUGGAGCACUCGAUAAUGAUUACCAAAACAUGUUUCACCACGGAUGGAAUUAUGGAUGGGCUUUCACAAGCGGCAGAAAUAGAUAUCAUUGAAAAGGUUGACUUUGGUGUGGAAGCCAACGAUGGGACUAUGGGAGAAUCUACGUCUAUGAGGUUUUGA
This is a messenger RNA of Talaromyces marneffei, 1902 nucleotides long. RefSeq lists its product as uncharacterized. NCBI's taxonomy places the organism in Eukaryota, Fungi, Ascomycota, Eurotiomycetes, Eurotiales, Trichocomaceae. The record is from RefSeq and is a predicted model, not a curated record. The transcript has a single exon. Bases 1 to 1902 code for a protein of 633 amino acids.